AUGGCGCGCAACUCCGAAAAGGCCCAGUCCAUGCUCUUUCGCUUCCGCGAAGCGCAAGCAGCAGACCUGGGCAUCAUCGACGCCGGCCGCACGCGCCGUCCCAAGCGCAUCACCGAGGUCGAUUCGAUCCCCUCGUGCGAGAAGUGGCGCGGGCAGGUGCUGCGCGAGAUCUCGCGCAAGGUGUCGCGCAUCCAGGAGCCCGUCCUCAGCGACUACCAGAUCCGCGACCUCAACGAUGAGAUCAACAAGCUCAUGCGCGAGAAGCACAUGUGGGAGGUGCAGAUACGCAACCUAGGCGGUCCAAACUACAUGCGCGGCGGCGGACGCAUCUACGACGAGCAAGGGCGCGAGAUACCCGGCGGCGGCAAGGGCUACCGCUACUUUGGCCGCGCCAAGGAGCUGCCCGGCGUCAAGGAGCUGUUUGAGGCGGCGCAGAGCCGGGGCAAGGAGGACAAGCCGCUCGAGGAGAGCAAGGACCUGAGACGCAACGUCGAUGCCGCCUACUACGGCUACGCCCCCGGCGAGGAGACGGACGAGCUGCUACGCUACGAGGCCGGCAAGGAACGCGAGGCCGCCGCCAACCUCAUCAAGAACGGGCUUGGCGAGCCACCCGACGGCUGGACCUCUCUGCCCGGCGACACAGACGGCGAGACAUGGUUGCUGCCAACCAUGGAGGAGGUACAGGAGGAACUUCUGGAACGGCGGCGGCAGAAGCUGCUGCGGCAGUUGUGA
Molecule: messenger RNA, 732 nt
Organism: Purpureocillium lilacinum
Lineage: Eukaryota; Fungi; Ascomycota; Sordariomycetes; Hypocreales; Ophiocordycipitaceae
Product: NineTeen Complex (NTC) component
Biological process (GO): generation of catalytic spliceosome for second transesterification step; mRNA 3'-splice site recognition
Cellular component (GO): Prp19 complex; catalytic step 2 spliceosome; post-mRNA release spliceosomal complex
Source: RefSeq, a predicted model, not a curated record